AUGAAGGAGGAAUGCAGGGGAGGAACAGCCUGUCCCAAAGAAUGGUUUCUUGAUACCAAAAGUGAGCUUCCGUUCCCGAACACUCAUCCUUUAACACACGAGUAUGAUUGUUGACUAAUGCAACCCCACACAGUUGUCGCAGAAGCCACCGUCGGGCGGAAAGAAAACAAACUCUACAACGCCCAGAUCAAAAUCGAAGCCCUCGACGCCUCAGUGCAAAAAGGAGAAAUCAACCCCCUCUCAACAUUCGCAAGCGAAACCUUUGCCUACACGCAAAAGAUGAAGCCAUUGAAAUACUGGCCAACUCCCAAGCCUACGUGUGGGAGUAGAAACCCAGAUUGUGACCCUGGUAGGUCCUUCUGGAUCUCUAUACCGGACUAAAAGAUUGUAUAUUGACUUUCAUUCAUUUAGUUCGCACCCCGGAAAGAAUAAUAGAUCAAUGGUACGGCUCGAAAGUGAUAGUGAUCAACCAUCGUGAGAGCAAGGACCAUGGAUCUGGAAUAGUAUCCAACCUACGCUUUCAAAUUUCUAUUGUCAUGUAAGCUUUUCCCUUGACGGUCCGAGGUGAAUAUUGCUAAUAAAGUAUUUCCAGGCCCGAAUAUCCUACCCUCGCAAGCGGAGAUUUUAUUUGUUCUGGACUGCUCGGUGUAAGUAACCUGCUGUAUCGCUGAGGCAGAAUCGUACUAAUCGUUUGCAGGCUGGUGGUGCUAUUGCGGGCGUUGUUAACCCACAGCUUGGUAUAACAUUCGCGCUUGCGUCACUCACUUGUCUCUUCGCUGCCUAG
Molecule: messenger RNA, 784 nt
Organism: Hymenoscyphus albidus
Lineage: Eukaryota; Fungi; Ascomycota; Leotiomycetes; Helotiales; Helotiaceae
Source: the annotation of a GenBank genome assembly